Brassica napus (rape) is the source of this 1638-nucleotide messenger RNA. RefSeq names its product cytidine deaminase 6-like. NCBI's taxonomy places the organism in Eukaryota, Viridiplantae, Streptophyta, Magnoliopsida, Brassicales, Brassicaceae. Bases 979 to 1425 code for a protein of 148 amino acids. The transcript has a single exon. The record is from RefSeq and is a predicted model, not a curated record. Gene Ontology annotation, molecular function: zinc ion binding; cytidine deaminase activity.
UAAAAAUAGUAACAAUAAAUAUAUGUUUCAGUUGACGUUGAUAAUCAACUUAUGAAGUUUAUAGUAGACUGUCGCAUUUGUGAAAUAUACUCAUGGCAAACAACUGAGAUAUAAAGGUUACUUUAAAAUAUAUAUAUAGAUAACAUAAUUUAAAAGUGGUAAACAUCAAUUUAGAGAAGUUAAAUUGGUUUUCUUAAAAUGGUUAAAGGUUGAGACUUUGUUGAGAGCUGACCAUAAAGUGACAUGCAUCUCUGUUAUGUAGACGAUGCAACUACUAGUCAAAGUGCUAAGACUAAUGACUCAUGCAAGUUUUACUACUCGUUUGUCUCCACCUCAUCUACUUAAUUUCUACAACUAAAUCAAUUUACUCGUUUAUGUCUCCACCUCAUGUAGCUAGCCCCUUGGAAUAAGUUUUCUAAUAAAGUUUGGUUUGAUGUCAAUUAAAAAAAGAACUAGUAUAAAUGAAUAAGUCUAAAGACCAUUUGAAAAGUACAAUUCACCUAUAAAUAAGCUAGAUGAGUUUGCUUCUUUCUCAUACUCAUUUCUCAUUAAGCUCUUAACAUACAUAAACAGAGAGAAAAUGCUAGGGUACUACUUUGGGUUCAUUCGCUCUAGAAAUGUAGAUGCGUUCUCGCAACAAAACCUUCACUCCCUGAUAACGGAGGCGACACCCCUCGCUCAAGUUUAACCUCCAAACGCCGCCCUCACAUAGCCAUCGGCCGCGGAUCAAAUGGUCUGACCUACGUAGGCUUCGACGUGGAAUUACCAGAUCUGCCUCUUAAUUUCUCCAUCCACGCCGUGCAGUUCCUUGUCGUCAGCCUCAAACUCAAUUUCGACCUAGCACUCCGUGACUUAGCCAUCUCCAAUGAUGGCUCCCACUACUACGCGCCAUGCGGUCAUUGCUGCCAGUUCCUUCAAGAAAUCAACAAGGGUAAUGAAAUUCAAACCUUGAUCACGGAGCCAACCGGCCCUGGAUUCAUGCCCCUUGAGAUGUUGCUUCCGCAAAGUUUCAGCCGCUACAGUACCAUCUCGGAUGAUGUCCCUGACGUACUCCUGCUGCGCGAUAAUGGCCUCACCCUCAAAAACAGUUAUGGCGUGUUCAAGGAGAUGGCUCUAGCGGCGGCGAACAGAUCGUAUGCGCCGCACAGCAAUGCUCCGUCGGGAGUGGUGCUGUGUGAUCGCGGUGGGAAGAUGUACAGUGGAAGCUAUCUUGAAUCGGUGGCCGAUAUCCCUAGUUUAGGGCCACUACAAGCUGCGCUCGUCAAUUUCGUGAUCGAUACAGGCGGCAGAGAGUUCAAGAAUAUUGUCGUAGCAGUGCUUGUGGAAACACGUUCGAGUUUUCCUCAAGCGGACACGGCGAAGAUGAUUAUACAGAAGAUAGCCCCCGAGUGUUCGUUCAAUGCCUACCAUGCACAGUCCUCCUAAUAAUGUUGGAAACGUAACGUUGAAUACACCUCCAAACCAAAAGAUAUAUCUAUAAUUCGCAGUUGUUGAAAAAUUGAUGCCUAUUUUAUAAGAUGAUGAUAAAGAAAAGUGAAAAUGCAAGGGAAAACGCUAACGCCCACUAGGGCAAUGACAAUUUGUCUUGGUUAUUACAAUUUGAAUGAUAAAUAAAAUAACAGAAUCAUUAUUAUGCUU